Molecule: messenger RNA, 2113 nt
Organism: Cercocebus atys (sooty mangabey)
Lineage: Eukaryota; Metazoa; Chordata; Mammalia; Primates; Cercopithecidae
Gene: PLAAT4
Product: retinoic acid receptor responder (tazarotene induced) 3
Exons: 6
Coding region: 1396-1896 (166 amino acids)
Biological process (GO): N-acylphosphatidylethanolamine metabolic process
Cellular component (GO): cytoplasm
Molecular function (GO): glycerophospholipid phospholipase A1 activity; A2-type glycerophospholipase activity
Source: RefSeq, a predicted model, not a curated record
AGUGCUGGAAUUACAGGUGUGAGCCACUGCAGCCGGCCUCUUUCUCUUUUUUUAAGACAACCUGCUGGUGUUCUAUUUAAGUAUGCUUAUGGUGUAAGAACUAACAUUUACAUACUUGCUCAUUUCCCCACUGUAGUCUCUGUAAAAAUGAUGAAAUCUACUGCAAAAACAAACUUUUUAUUGAAAACUGUUCCAUUUAACAGUAUUCAAUAAAAACUCAGUGAGUUUUAGCAUAUAUGUAGAUUUCUGUAACACUGCUACAAUCUAUAACCAUAGAGCAGCAAACAAAGACUUUCAAAUUCUGUGAUUUAUAAGUUUAAAAAUAUUAAAGGAAAAAAGUCAAGAAAUACCCAACUCAACUUUUUAAAGUACAAAGACUUGAGCAGGUAUUUUACAAAGAAUGAUAUUCAAAUGCCCAAGUGUUGUAUGAAAUGAAUUUUAUGAUUUCUUAUAAAGUGAUAUGAAAAAGCUAUUCAACAUCAUUACUGAUCAGGUGAAUACAAAUGAAAACCACAAAUUUAUACAUCUAGGCUUCCUCCAGAGGGAUUUAAAUGAAAAAGAAUGGCCAUGAUAGUUGUUUUUAAGAAAGUGAAUCAACUAGAACUUACAAAGUUUCCAGGUGGGAAUAUAAAUUGAUUUAACCACUUUGGAAGAUGGCUUGGCUCUAGGUACUGGAGCUAAGUAUACACUCCCCCAAUCCAUGACCCAAAAAUUCUACUGCUAGACAUGCACUCAAGAGAAAUGAGUGUCUAUACCACCAAAUGCAUGUACUAGAAAGUUCUGCUUUCUCAAAUUCUUUAGCAACCAAUUAUCCCACUGAUUGUGUCUUCUGUCUCCCUUUCUGACAACUUGUAAGCUUGUGUGGUUUGUAAUGUCUUAGUGUAAUUUUCAUUCAUAAUUAUUUCUGUAUGAGAGUCCAGUAUGCCCUAAAUCUUGAGGGGCUUCACUAGUCGAACUUAGGAAUUCCUCCAGUGGGUAGCAAAAAUACAGACUUCCUAGCUGCACAUAAAAAAUGUCCCGUUUUGGUCCAGCUGCAAAAGUGGCAAGAAGCCCCUGAAACAGCCCAAGAAGCAAGCCAAGGAGAUGAAUGAGAUAAGGCUUUCAAGAAGAAAUAAGAGGAACAGAAGAAACUGCAGGAGCUAAAAGCAAAGUUCUCAUGGAAGUGUCCCCUGGCUACAGGUAGAAUUAAGAAGUCCGGCAAAAAGUAAGCUGUUCCUUGUUCCUGAGCCAGGUGAAAAUGGGUCACUCAAGGCUGCUACAGGCAUGGGAGUCCCUGCAGGGCAACAGUGCAGACCCAGGACCAGUGCAAUGGAGACAGCCUGCGGAGUCCUUGGUGACCUUGCAUAAAAGCUGAUCUAUAAACAGCGGAGGACCAGACCUCACCUUGGCUUGGAGAUGGCUUCGCCACAGCAGGAGCCCAAACCGGGAGACCUGAUUGAGAUUUUCCGCCUUGGCUAUGAGCACUGGGCCCUGUAUAUAGGAGAUGACUACGUGAUCCAUCUGGCUCCUCCAGUGAGAAUGCCUCUGAUUGCAGAUGGGUACCCCGCGGCUAGCUCCUCCAGUGCCUUCUCAGUCGCGGGCGGCAUUGCAGUGGUGAAACAGGAGCUCCUGAAAGAUGUGCUGGAAGGCUGUAAGUAUCGGGUCAACAACAGCUUGGACCGUAGGUUCGAACCACUGCCCGUGGGGGUGAUCAUCAGUUCUGCCAAGGAGUUGGUUGGUCAGAAGAUGAAGUACAGUAUUGUGAGCAGGAACUGUGAGCACUUUGUCACCAAGCUGAGAUAUGGCAGGUCCCACUGUCAACAGGUGGAAAAUGCCGUGGCUGAUGUCGGUGCGUUCGCGAUAAUUGGAGCGGCUGUUGCUGGAUGCUCUUUUGCGAUUAUGAAAUACCAAAAGUGACAGCCUGAAGCAGCCACAAAAUCCUGUAUUAGAAGCAGAUGUGGGGGUCCCAGUGGAGAUGUGGGGGUCCCAGGCCUCCCCCACACCUCCAGCAGCCUGACCCUCGUGCUCUGUCUCAGGCUCUCUCUAGAUCCUUUCGUUUCCUUCUCUCGCUGGUGAAAGUAUGAUCUAAUUGAAAUAAGAUUGAAGGAUCAAUAAACAGCCAUCUGCCCCUUCA